This is a messenger RNA of Biomphalaria glabrata, 2572 nucleotides long. Its product is annotated as zinc finger protein 568-like. The transcript has 4 exons. Gene Ontology annotation, cellular component: nucleus. NCBI's taxonomy places the organism in Eukaryota, Metazoa, Mollusca, Gastropoda, Planorbidae. Bases 408 to 1370 code for a protein of 320 amino acids. Gene Ontology annotation, molecular function: DNA-binding transcription factor activity, RNA polymerase II-specific; RNA polymerase II cis-regulatory region sequence-specific DNA binding. Gene Ontology annotation, biological process: regulation of transcription by RNA polymerase II. The record is from RefSeq and is a predicted model, not a curated record.
CCUGCUCUAGCUUUUAGACAGGUUAUUAAAAAAAUUCGAGUUCAUAUGAAAAUUUCUAUUAAUACUUAAUGUUAGAUCUAUUCUAGAUCUAGAUAUCUAUCUUGCAUUUAGAAGAUCUAUCGCUAGAUUUAUAUUUAUUCUAAAUCCAGAAAGUCUUGUUGGAGAUCUGGUAGAUCUAGAUCUAUACUACAUUUGUGAUUAAGUAACAUUAAAACAAAAAUUGUCAUCAUCAUAAAACUCUGUUUGAGUGAGGCUUGAGAGGCUCAAAUCCUCUCUCGCUAAAGUAAAGUACUGUAAAGUAGCCUAGCCUAAAGCCCUGGACAGAAACCCUGUUAUAGUAAACUAAUACUAGACUUAUUAGGUAUAUCCUGGUAGAAGGUUUAAAAGAACUUGAUAAACUGCCACUUAUGGCUGGCACUGGAGAAGAAUUUAUUCUAGAUUUAAGGAAUUUAGUAAAAAAUGAAAAGGCAGAAUUGGGUGACACAAUUUUGUUAACACAGGCAUCCGAUGAAGAUGCUCAAAAGUUCUCCAUGUCACCGGUGGGAGAUAACUCUUCUUUUUAUGAACUAAAAAAAUGCAUACUUAUUAAAGAUGAGAAGUUGGAAGAGAUGUUCGCACAGCCGCAAGAAAACAUUGAAAUUGUUCAGACUUCUGAUGGGACCUUUGGCGAUGAACCUCAGAUAUUCAUUAAACAAGAGAAAAGAAAAUCUUCAGUGAAAAAGUAUGUGAGAAACACAGCCACGGAACAGAGUCAUUCCAAUGACGCAAUAGUGGAGUCUAUAGUAAACAUUGAGAUGAAUCAAGCUCCGAAACCUUUCAAAUGUCAUCUUUGUCAGGAAGCAUUUCCCACCUCCUAUUUUUUGAAAAUUCACCAAUUGGAUCACACCAGUGAAAGACCAUUCAAAUGUCAAACGUGUAAUAAAGUGUAUUCGACUGCUUAUAAUUUGAAACUCCACCAGUUGGAUCACACGACUGAAAAACUAUAUAAAUGCCAAAUAUGCGAAAAAGUAUUUUCUUCAAUGUAUUUUCUGAAAAAACAUCAGAGAGAGCACACUGGGGAGAAACCAUUCCAGUGUCCUGUAUGUCUAAAAGUAUAUUCCACUUCUUCCUAUUUGAAAAAGCAUCAACUGGUUCACUCUGAAGAAAAACCUUUCCAAUGUCAUGUAUGUCAGAAAUCAUACUCAACCUCUUCAUAUUUAAAAACUCACAUGUUGUGUCACACAGGUGAAGGAGAAAAACCCAAGGCGACUUCGAGCUCGUCUGACCAACAAUGGUACAGACUCAGACUUUACGACUCGGGCUCCGAAGGCGUCAGGGCUGCGGAACUGGCUCCCAAAAGUACUGAGCCAGGCUCCAGUAAGGCAAAGUAGUGCUCUUCCAUUCUACCUUUUCAGACAAUUUACACUCAGUCUGACCACUUGGUAGUGGACUAUCGAAGUUAAUAUUCAUCUUGAGUUGACCUUACGCCACAUCUAGGUAGCUUGUAUGAUGUACACAAAUGCACACAAAUGUUUUGGUUUUGAAACAAAAUAUUUAAGGUCCCAAUCUUGUAUUGGUUUUAUAAUGUCACUUUGAAAGACCUGCUAAAUGGCAUCUCUACAUUUUAAAAGACAAUGCUUGCCAUAUCCUCUCACUGGAGUUUCAUGGAAUUUAUGAUGGACAAACCACAUGAUGUGUAGUUAGUGGUACCCACUUUGUAAGUCAAAAUUAGUAAUUUGCCUACUUAGCUAAGCUUUGCGCUCUUGUCAUCAAGGCAUUCAAACUGGCCAGUUGCAUUCUUCAUCCUUCAAUAACACUUUUAGUUGUAAAAAACAGACCUGCUGUAUUCUUUACUCGUCAAGUAGGAAAUAGUACUAAAUGUGUAUGGUAUGGUCUGCUGAUUCAUUUUGUAACAGAGCUGAUAUUGAUGAAAAACUGUUCAGCAUUGUACAUUAAGACCAUGAUUAUUGACAUCACUAUAUUAUUGCAUUUAUCAUUGUGUGCACUUUAUCAUGUUUAUUAUGAGUAGACCUGCCACUCUUUUGGUAACAAACAGGGGGAAAGAAAAGUCCAAUAUAAUAGUUUUACUUUCAUUUUAUCUGAGUUGAAUAUCAUAUAAAUAACCAAAACUUUGAUUACAAAAAGUUAAUUGUUAAAAUUAGUAAAAUGCCAACUUAAUGAUAAAUCUGACAUGACAUUUAAUUAAAGAAUUGUUCAUUAUCCUUUAAAAUUCAUUAAUUUAACUUAAAAGCAUACACUGUCCUAGAAAUACCAAGCAUCAACAUCCAUUCUAAUAUUUCUUAUAUUAAGAAAGAAUUGGUAAGCUCUAUGUAAGACUGGUUUUAGUCUGAAUAGAUUGGUGUGGGUUUCAUAUGACACUUUUUUUUAAACUUCAAAAACUGAUGAUGAAGCUGCUAUUCAAAGACUCCUCAACCUCAUAUAAUUGGCAGAUGUAUACUAGAACAUAACAUGCAUAAUAAUACUUUUCUGUGGCUCUCUCAAUCAAGGAAGACAAUCCUUCAAGUCACAAUUUGUAUUAUGUUAAAAAAUCAUCUUCUUUUAAAUUAGUAUGUUUUAAUUAAAUUUGGGGGGG